AUGAAGUUCAACUUCCCCUCCAAGGUGGUUAUUGGUUCCAAGUGGGUCAAGGCAGUUCCUGGUCCAGGGCACUACCACAUCAGAGGUCAGUUUGAGAAGCCUGUGAACUCCAGUGGCAACAUGGCAAAGAACACGUGCCCCUUCCUGUCUCAGACUGAGAGGUUUAGUGAGGUGAAAGAAGUGUCGCCCCCUGUUGGUUCAUACAGUGACCCACGCUGUGCUAUGGAGCUGCUGAAGAAGACUCCAGAGGUGAAGAAAAGCCCAUUUGGUGUCACUGCAGUGCGCUUCUCUCCUAAUGACCGUAUCUGCUCCACACCAGGUCCGGGCUCCUAUAACGUGUUUGACCAUGGCUUAGCCCAUGACAGUUUUAAGAAGGCAUUUUAGAAAGAACCUUGAAGGGAGGCUUCGGCUCCUCUGCUCAUCGCACAUUCAUCUUCCACACAAGGAAUCAAUACAGGCUCCA
This is a messenger RNA of Thalassophryne amazonica, 463 nucleotides long. RefSeq names its product sperm-tail PG-rich repeat-containing protein 2-like. NCBI's taxonomy places the organism in Eukaryota, Metazoa, Chordata, Actinopteri, Batrachoidiformes, Batrachoididae. The transcript is spliced from 4 exons. The record is from RefSeq and is a predicted model, not a curated record. The coding region runs from base 1 to 384 and encodes 127 amino acids.